Molecule: messenger RNA, 688 nt
Organism: Zychaea mexicana
Lineage: Eukaryota; Fungi; Mucoromycota; Mucoromycetes; Mucorales; Lichtheimiaceae
Exons: 2
Coding region: 1-555 (184 amino acids)
Source: RefSeq, a predicted model, not a curated record
AUGAGUCAAGGAUAUUUAACCGAUUAUCCCUUUGACUUUUAUAUACGGUAUCAGACCUCGUCCACUGGCUUUUGUUCGCGCGCCUGCCAUGCAAAGGAAGCCGCCAAGACUCAAAUACCACCUUGGGCAACGCUGCGUGGAACGUCCUCCAGCCGCUUUCAAAAGGCCAAGGCAAUUGCGAGCUGUGCUAGCAUCCGACGUAGUCCCAUCCUAUUAUUCAAUUGCAAAUACUCUCCAAAUGGCCCGGUAGCAUCUGCAGCAGCUAGUACUACGACCGUCACUAUACCAAGCUCUCCAGCUUCCCCUCCAUCGCCCAGAAGCAGGUCUCCCAGGCGACAGUUGCUGGGGGAAACCACCAGUACCAUGACAGAUGUGUCUCCACGCAACCGAUCCUUGUCAUCACCACCGGAACGCUUCACCACCACCAGCACAUACAACAGCAUGACGUUAAGCGACAACGACCAUCAUCAAGUUUACACGGUACAGGCAGCCCCUCCUCUAUCCUCUCAAUCUGCAACCACUACCACUGUUUAUGGUCGUCAUCAUGAGCAGUAAAGCCAACAACAAAAACAUUAUUUGUCAGCAAUACGUUAUCCGACUAACUGUAAAUCUUCUAAUGAAGAAUAACCCUGAGGAGGGUUGUUCCGUGUUAGAAUUAUACCUGCAUUACAGCAUACUAAAAAAACCG